Messenger RNA from Camponotus floridanus (Florida carpenter ant), 4568 nucleotides. Its product is annotated as zinc finger protein Xfin. The record is from RefSeq and is a predicted model, not a curated record. Gene Ontology annotation, biological process: regulation of transcription by RNA polymerase II. Gene Ontology annotation, cellular component: nucleus. The transcript is spliced from 7 exons. NCBI's taxonomy places the organism in Eukaryota, Metazoa, Arthropoda, Insecta, Hymenoptera, Formicidae. Gene Ontology annotation, molecular function: RNA polymerase II cis-regulatory region sequence-specific DNA binding; DNA-binding transcription factor activity, RNA polymerase II-specific. The coding region runs from base 672 to 4073 and encodes 1133 amino acids.
GCGCGAAGAGCGGCCGAGAGACGGCGGUUCCGCUCGCGCGCGCCUCGUCGCGCUUUGUCCGUUCUCGCUCCUCGGGGCGCUUGGCGCCGCUCGUCCUCGGGGUCCCCUCGCUUCCGACGUCGCGGAUACACCAGCGUGUUGGCGCGACCGGGCCCGACGACGCCACGUCCCUGACGUAUCUCCCUCUCGUUAUAACCUCUCUCGUUACACAAACGCUAUAACCUAUAUAAUUAUAACCUUAGAGCUGGGACGUCAACAGACACACGAUCGGCGACGCAACCAAGACGAUUCGUCAGCCGAGUUCGAGCCAAGUUCAUUCCGAUUAUCGUUUGUCGCGUGGUUUACACGAAAAGGGAGGGGGAAGGGCUUUUGGCCGAGAAUUAUUCGUGUGUUGCUCGGGAGUCGGAUCGUCCUUCCGGGAACAUCGUGUCAAGUGUUCGAGGAUCGCGAUUUCUCGACGGAGGCGAGCCUCUUCUUAUGAUGUAAUCUUAAAUCCGCGGAGAAUCAUCCUGCUGCGCGUUGCGUCUCGAGACCAAAUCGACGAUUUUGCGAUAAGAACGUAUACAAUUGUACGCAAACGUCGAGUAAUAAAUCAUUGUCCGUUGUGUAAAACUCGUGGGAUGCGACCUGUGUAACAGUGAUUUCAGUGAUCAAAUAGAGGAUCAAACAAAAUGGACGUCGCCGGGGAUCUAAAUUUGCAAUGGGUGGGAGAUGUGGAGCUUCACGAAGAAGUGAUAUGCGGCCUUGAAGCACAAUUGGUCGCUUCAGAGGAGGAGGUAAUAGGCGCUUGCGAGGAAGUUGCAGUGGAGGAAACCGUUGAAUCUGUUCCUGAUGUAGCGUCUGCAACAGAGUCUGAGAUAUUGAUGGUACCUCAGACCACCGAUAUGGAAUCUAUCUAUAUUGUACCACAAGAUCAGGGUCACGAUUAUCUGAAUAUACAGGUGACAGAAGAAGUAAUAGCCGAUAAUUGGGAUAGACCUGGUCCAGAUGAUGGGGUCGAGAUUCCAGAAACAAAGGUGACGCAUGACAAUUUGCUGGAGUAUGACGACAUGGAGAUACCGUUGCCGAUCGAUCAAGACUCGUACCAGAACGCCCGACCAUAUCCAUGUGACUUCUGCAGCCGUAGGUUCCGCAAAAAGGCGAAUCUGAUGAAUCAUAUGGUGGCGCAUCAGACAGAUCGGCCACAUGGUUGUAACUUAUGCGGAGCACGUUAUGUACGCAAGUGCGACUUAAAUAAUCACUUGAAGACCCACGCGUAUCCGCCGUCACGGGACGGUCUGGAGGACGAGUUGAACGACGAAGACUCUCUACAAGCCGAAGAGGAGGACUCGACAACAGGUGGCACCAAGGGUAGACGCAAGAAGGUGCAAUCGAGCGCGCCACGCAAGCGGAAGAGCAAUACUGCGGUUGGUCUGCCGAAGCGCAACAACAUCGAAAAUAACAUCAAGAUGGAGAUGGGCAAGUAUGUGUAUAAACCGUACGAUAACUACGAGGACACGCUUUCGCUACUUGAAGACGACCUGAUCGACCCGAUUGAUUUUGCCCGCAGCGGCAAUUACGCGUCCAGUUCGAGGUGGCAAAUGGACGAGAUGUCUGUCGAGCAACAAUCACCGCAGUGGCCUGUUACUGAUCCGACCAAACCCUACGUCUGUCAGUUCUGUGGUAUCGGCUUUGCUAGAGAAAAGGCUUUAGCUUCACAUGCGCGGAUUCAUGGUGGUGACAGCCCACUCGAAUGCACCUGCGGCGAGAUGUGCUGGGAUGUCCGCAGUCUGCGGGAUCAUAUGCGCGACAAACAUGGCGGUACUAUUCCCCAGCAGGUAUCUGACACGGAGGAAUAUGAUAACGAUACCACUUACACUGGCGAUACGAGAGAGUUUGGCGAGUUUUAUUGCAACACCUGUGGGGUACUGUUUCAUCGUCUGGAUCUGCUCAAACGCCAUCAAAAAGCUCAUAUCAAGCAAGAAGUGGACACAAUGGAGGGUUCCAGUCAGCAUCAUGCAUGCAAUGUUUGCGGAGAAUUGUUCGAGGAGGCAUUAGCAUUAUUAGCACAUGCAGAAUUUCAUGCUUCGAGAUCUCCUAGUCGCCGUUGUCUAUUGUGCGGGGCGAGAUGCCGCGAUGAAGCUGAAGUUGCGGAACACGUACAACAGAAUCACGCCGAGGACGCGCCACCGAAUACGUGUACGCUUUGCGGCAAAACAUGCAAGGAUAAACGAAGCUUAUUGAAACAUUCGUGGGUGCAUAAUGUCGAUAAGACCUUUAGUUGUACAAAGUGUGCGAAACGCUUUCACAGUAAAGCCAGAUUGCGAAGACAUAUGGUAUCUCAUCGUAAUAAAAUGGUAGCUUGUGAUGAAUGUGGCGAAGAAUUCCCCGAUGGAAGGGCUCUUGUUAGUCACCGUCAUUCACAUAAUAAGGAGUUGGGUGGUCGCUCGUUCCCAUGUCGCGAAUGCGGUAAAACUUUUGGAAGUCGCAGUUCGCAACAGAUCCACAUACGUAUCCAUACGGGUGAGAGACCCUAUGGCUGUCGGUUUUGUUGGAAAGCCUUUGCUGAUGGCGGUACGUUGAGAAAACACGAGCGCAUUCACACCGGCGAGAAACCAUAUGAAUGUGCAAUCUGUUCUCGGGCUUUCAAUCAAAGAGUGGUUCUUCGAGAACACGUGCGCGCUCAUCAUUCCGGGCCGGAUCCAAAAUGCGUGGGCAGUGUGACGCCGUUUUUAUGCAAAGUAUGCGGUUUGUCAUUCGGCACAUCUGAAGAAAUAGUGGCACACAUAGUACAGCACUGCGACGAUAAUACUGCGUUGAGUCGUCAGCCGCAAACCGGACCGCGCAAGUACAAGAGGAGACGCAAGUUGAAGCCACACGAGACGAAUACAGUGGUACGUAAGAAUGAGUUUUCGUACGACAUGAUGGAAAGUGGCACUGGCGGUAGUGGCAGUGUUGGCGGCGGCGGCGGCGGUGGCGGUGGUGGCGGCGGUUCCGACUCGGAGGACAACACGAAGCGAAAACUUGGCAAGAAAAAUAAACAACGGUCAAAUGUCCAGGAAGGUUACCAGAAUGUACUGAAGAGUUUUGAGAGUUCGCUGCAGAACAUAAACUCAAUCGUGAGCAAUUCCAAAUUAAACGCGUCUAAGUCGAAACUUUCGAAGAAGAAACUUCGCAAAGAGGAGAAGAAAGAGACGCAAUCCUCGAACCAAUCGGGCCGACCGAAGAUGAUACACACGCAAAAAACGCGAGUACCGGUAGAAGUGGGUAGCGAUGGCGCGAAGAAGGGUCAGAAAACGAAGACGAUGGUAACACGGACGCCGAAGGUGAUGCCAAACGAGCACAAGUCUGGUAUUUUCCCCGGUGGUGAGAGGAAUCGACCACGUACCAAAAAUGUCAGUUACCACAUUGAAGGUAAACUGCAGGUUACACCGGCUAUGUUCUCGAAACCGGCAAAGGAGGAUGUGCCAACGCAGCAACAACAACAACAAUUAAUGGUGAAUAUUAAACAAGAGCCAGGCGUACCAAAGUCCUCGCCUACCGGCGACAAUCGCAGGAAUAAUAACGGCAAUAUUCUCACACUUGGUAAGGGUCAGGAAUCGACCAAAAAGAGAUCAACUACCCUGAAAAGAUCCAAGAGGCAAAAGACGAUAGUAAAGCAGGAAUUGGAUAUAAUACUUGAACCGGAAGUGGAAGAGCAGCAGCAACACUUGCAACUACAGAACAAUAAUAAUAAUAAUAAUAACUUGGAGAACAGCGGUGAUCCAGUGCGACUGAUGGAGCACACGGUGGACGGUAGCAAUCUGGAAGUCGCCUUUGAGGCGAGUGUUGUCACCGCUCAGGAAGAGGGGGAGAGCAUAUUGCCGCAUGACGUGUCUGAGGACAUGGACAACAUAGAUAACAACGUUAAACUUAGUGUGAAGGUGGAAUCGGCACCGCAGACGAGGAUGCUCGCUGUACAUAGUGUGAUUACGCCGGUGGACGAUGUCCCGGAAACAAUAAUACCAGACGCAGUAGAGUAUACGUGCGAAAUGUGCGCCGCGGUGUUUUCCAGCCGUGCUGAGUUAUUGGUGCACGUACCGAUACACAUUUGAUUUAAUAAUUUAUCCGAGCCGGAAAGCGGCGCGGAAGUUUGUUCUACUUCUUUAAGCAUACUAGUUUAAUCAAAUCGAAUAUUUCUUCACAGUCGAUGAGGUUUGUUGUUUCGUAGGAGACGACGGUUGUUGAUCCUCUCCUAUAUCACCAUUAUCCUCGAUCGCGCAUUAUCAUUUCCUUUUCCCAAUCAUUCUAUUCUCCUCACUCUUUAUUCUGCCAAGCGUCAUGAUUCAAACAUAUAUAUAUAUACUUAUCGUUCUAUCGAAUGUACUCGAAUUUUCAUGUUUCGCGCAUUGGAAGAUUUAUUGGUCAUUGUUUGAUUCGCUUAUCAUUAUUUAUGAUGUGUUUCUCUUGUAUUAUAUAUUUUUCGUGAAUAUUCAAGAGUUUCAAUUUUGAAGUUUGAGUGGAUACUUGAUUAUAUCAAACUAUAGAUGAAAUGGACAUAAGGUGUGUAUAUGAUACCAUGAAAUGCUAUAUUAUAUUAUAUAUCAUGA